This is a messenger RNA of Vollenhovia emeryi, 2183 nucleotides long. RefSeq lists its product as uncharacterized. The coding region runs from base 313 to 1623 and encodes 436 amino acids. Gene Ontology annotation, cellular component: Cajal body. The record is from RefSeq and is a predicted model, not a curated record. Gene Ontology annotation, molecular function: U2 snRNA binding; U1 snRNA binding. Gene Ontology annotation, biological process: spliceosomal snRNP assembly. Lineage: Eukaryota; Metazoa; Arthropoda; Insecta; Hymenoptera; Formicidae. The transcript is spliced from 5 exons.
CAAGAGUUAUUGUGCAGAUCGAAUUCUUUUUAAGAAAGUUUUUAGAGGGGAAAUGGAAUGGACGGAGAAUUCAUUUCGCAACUCAAAUUCCUGUAGAAUUCUCGCUAUUUAGCUUUUUACCUCAAUCAACCUAUCCUCUAUUAGCCCAUAAAACUUUCGCACCCACGUAUGUACGCGCGCUGUUACGUCACCGUUGCCGCACACGCGCAUGCGUGAGAAAAGUGCGAAGGACGCAUCUGGAACAACUGACAACCGCGUUGCUGUUCGAACCGGUCGCAGCUUUGAUCAACGAGGACGAGCUGAUAUUCCGUGAUGACAAUUGUAGAGGAAGUCAUGGCGGAGCGUUCGCAUUUUCGACUCAAGGUGAACCUGUCCAAGUUCUUUCACGAUGCGCGCCAAUUCUGCUGGAUCUUCGUCGACGGAACGAAGAUCCAGCAGGUUAUCCACAUGAAGCAGCACAUCAGCAACUUAUUCAACAUCACAGAGCCGUUCCAUUUGAUGCUGAACGACACCGAGUAUCUGCCGCCGAUAGAAGAUGUGCGUAUACUUAAGGAGAACGAGACGAUCCUGGUAGUUCCUGGAUCGGGCAUAAAUAAUAAAGUUCCUGAUAGUACGGAAACGAGCAAUGAUUCUGUAUGUGAUGUGCAGGUCCAUGCGACAGAUGUUAAAACAGAAAUAGUUGCACAGAAUACGUCUAUUCUGAAUAAUACACAAGCAACUUCACUAAGUAAUGUCACGAGAGAUAUGACGUUCUACAGUAUGAUUAGUGAUACAGCGGAGGAGCGUAGCGAAGGAGAUACAAAUUCUAAAAUUACGGAUGACAAUUUUACAGAGAGUAACGUAACAGAUUCUAUUAUACCGAGUGCAAAAAGGAAAAGAGUGCGGAAACGAAAGUCAAAAAGUCAACCUCGGCUCAUUCUAUCACCUUUUAAUACAACUGAAAAAAACGCUUCAAAUGAAUUAAAAUCGAAGAAACUAAAAAUAACAAGUUCCUAUACUCUUCCGCCUGAGAAACAUAUACGAUUUGUCAAUACAGAAGAUGAUGAAGAUAACAUUGCAAAACAAAUAGUGCAAGAAGUAUCCAAAGACUCGCAUUCAAGUAAUGUGUCACCUUCCAAGGAUCUUUCUACACUUCUAGCAUUAGGACAAAGCUCAACGCCAAUAACGUUUGUCAACAAAAAAUUGAAAAGCUCAAUUGCAACAGAAAAUGUAUCAAGUGAUGAAGUCACAAACACAGAUUCAAUUAAAAAGGCAGAGAAUGUAAUUACAAAUAUAUGUAGGAUGGAAGGAUUGAAGAUUACGGAAAGAUAUAAGAGUUUGUGUGCUGAGCUGGAGAAGAUUCCAGCCAUGACGAGAAAGCCUCAAAUUAAAGACUUUAUUGCCUUCAAAACUUUGAAGCUCGGCGCGAAUUAUACGCCUCAGAUGUCCAGUUUUAUUUUUACCGAAGUAAUAGACUAUUCUGCGGAGUCGGGAAAUUAUAAUCUUCGUAUAUUCUUUGGUAGAGAAGAAAUCGCCAAGGAAGUGCCAUCCGGAAAGUUCUCCGUCACGCAAGAGGAGUCAUUUAUUGGAGAUACAUUUGUAAUUAAUUACUCACAAAUGAUGGAACUGCGUCUAAUUUCAUAAUCUUUCUUUUUUUUUAUGCGCACUUAUUUCUACAUUUAACUUCAUUUUAUUCAAGACAACUAUAUUAAUUUUAUGUUCUUUUUAAUUUUCAUUUACAUAAUUUUCUGUUCGUAUGCGUUCGAAUUUAUUAUAACGCUGUAAUCAGUUUUGUUUUUCUUUAACAGUUUUAUAUCGAUACAAUCUAAUUUUACAUUAAUACGAAAAAUUUGUGAUGCCAAAUAUGUUUAAGUUAGCUAGUUACAUAUUGGUUUACUAAUACUUGUUUAUGUUUAGAUAAAAUAACGAUUCAUUUCGUUUUUCUUAUAGUUUACUCAUAGUUUCUUACUGUGUAUCUCAAGAAAGAUUAAUAUUAAUGAAAAUAUCAAAUGAACGUUAUCGAAUCUAUUUAUCACGAAGGAUGUAAAUGAUGUUUAUAUGUAAAAAAAUUUCGUUUAAGUUCAACAUUACGUGUAAUUUACAAAGUAUAAGUGCUUACCAAAUUACCAUUGUCAAAUGUCCUGUAAGAUAUCUUUAUACCCGGUAUAUUUUAAUUUUCUAAUAAAUAAUUAUAAAUUUAAGAA